AUGGGGAGUGAAAGUAAUAAUGCUCGCAGUGGAAAGACGGCGGCGGUGGAUGUUGUUGCGACGGUGAAGGAGAUCGUUAACUGUACGGAACAGGAGAUCUAUGACGUUCUUAAGGACUGUGAUAUGGACCCUAACCUCGCCGUCGAGAAGCUUCUCGCUCAAGAUACGUUUCGUGAGGUUAGAAGCAAACGUGAAAAAAGAAAAGAGAUGAAGGAGGCUGUGGAUUCGAGGACGAAGGGUAAUAGUACGGCGUUGAGUAAGGGAAGCAAAAUUGGCGUUGGCAUUGGCAAUGGAAAUGAUCCCGGUGUUGUGCAAAAUGGAUUUCAUCAUGUGGCUUAUAAUGAAAACGGUAAAGCGGUUGACAAGCAAGAUGUUGGGUCAGUUUGUGCUUCGGUUACUUCUUCCACAACUCAUGUUGCGGGGAAAAGUACAAAAGCUGAUUCUUUAUAUACUGAUAAUGGAAGACAGUCAUUAGGAACAGGCGUCUCCAUGUCAGAUACUGCCCAAGUGUCUCCAGCACCUCUACCCUGGUCGGUAGGAGCGAGCAAAGGACAUCUUUCAAUGGCAGACAUUGUAAGAAUGGGCACAACGUCUCAAGAUGCUGUUUCACAUGACAAUUGUAAUUCCAUAGGAGUUUCAUUAUUAUCUGGAAAUUCAGAGUCCAACUUGAGUGUUCCCUGUCGAAAUAAUUCUGAGCAACAAGGUUUUCAUGAUGAGUGGCCUGUAAUUGAACAGCCAAUAACUGGAAACACGCAAGCACUAAACAUGUCUUCGUCAUCAAAUGCUAAUGGUCCAUUAGAGCAUUCUAACUGGCAUGAUACUGAAGUUGAAUCUGCUUCCAUAUCGAACAACACUGGACUAGGACCACAUUCCAACUCUAAUUUAAAGAAUACUCUUACCUCCGAUUUUCGUAGUUCUUAUGAGCAUCACGAAGGUGUGUCAUCUGUUACUUCGGAUCUUCAGCGGCUAAGUAUGAAAGAGUCCAACCUAGAAGUGCCAUCAUCUGACGAUAUAGUGGUUCUUCCAAAUCACUUACAAGCCUUGGCUGCUGAGUGUUCGCAUCUGAGUUUUGGCACAUACAAGGGUGGCAAUAAUUCUGCAUCUUCUGAGACUUCCACACCUAAUAAUCUUUCUAGAGAUGGCUUGGAGAUGAAACCGGCAACUGUAGAUGAUUCGUUGGCUCAGUUCUUGGAUCCCAGUAUUGUAAACCUUGGAAAUCAGCUUGGGACUGAUGUUCUUAGAGGAAUAUCUGGUGAUCAAAACUAUGACCUCCAUUCAACUCUUGGGCAUGAAUACAACACUACAGCAUCUAUAUCAGAUCACAGUUUGCAAAAGUCCCAAUGGAUGGCUCCAUCACUGACUUUGAAGCAGCCAGUCUUGCAGAGUGGAAACCAUUCUUCAUUUCCAGGAGAGCUGCAUAAUAGUUCAAAUUCGGCACCUCAAGGUUUGUUGGCAUUUCUCCUAGCAGAAUCACAACGUUCAAAACACAAUGGCGAACCAUCCAUAAACAAUUUACCCCCCUCCAUGUCCAGGGACAUUGAACCAGGCACCUUUGCUUUGCAUAACAGAUCUGCACCUACUCAGGGUUUUACAAUGCAGCCCAAUAAUCACUUUCAACAGUCGCAAGAAGCAUAUUAUUCCCUACCCCAGAAUCAGUCAUAUAUGACAACCAUUGAUUCACAGAGAGCAUUUUCAGACAACACUGCAUAUAGUCGAUCACAUGCAAAUGUGAAUUACAACAGCCUUCCACAAAAUAGAAAUGAAUUCCUCAUGAGUAGAUUGCAUCCAUCUACUGUCAGUGAUGCACCUGGUUAUGGAAAUCUAGAUUCUUCCUUCUAUCGUCCCGGAAGUUUUCAAUCUAAUACAUCUCUUGGUAAUAUGAAACCUUCGGGUAACUUCAAUGAGAUUUUAACUUCUCAAUAUUAUGGUGGACAUAACUUGAGCUCUAUUCAACCGCAUGAUAGCUUUUCUCAACGGGAUUACGAGACGAGGUUAAGAUCUUCAUAUGUACCGGAGAGAACCCCAUAUACCUUCCCAGCCCAACCGAGUCAGGCUUCCCUAUCACAGUAUGCAAGUCAUGAAUAUUCUGAUUUCUAUCCUUCUUGGAGCCAAAUUCCAGAAGAACAGAAGCAGUCAGGCAGUGUUCAAGAUUUGUUGCCCAGACAAUUACAUCAACUUUGGCAGCAUAACCACUAA
Molecule: messenger RNA, 2196 nt
Organism: Vicia faba (fava bean)
Lineage: Eukaryota; Viridiplantae; Streptophyta; Magnoliopsida; Fabales; Fabaceae
Source: the annotation of a GenBank genome assembly